Molecule: messenger RNA, 1044 nt
Organism: Brenthis ino (lesser marbled fritillary)
Lineage: Eukaryota; Metazoa; Arthropoda; Insecta; Lepidoptera; Nymphalidae
Source: the annotation of a GenBank genome assembly
AUGGCGGCGCGGGGGGGCCGCGCCCCGCCGCCCUCGUUAAACGCGCCCGCCGGAUACGCGUCGCGGCGGUUGAAAGCUAUCCGGCCCCCGGGCGGGGCGCGCGCGAUUGGCCGCUGCGCCGUGCGCUCCGUAACCGAUAGCCAAUCGCUGGCGGGCGGACGCCGCCCCCCCGGGCACCGCGGGGCGCGAGCCCACCGGCUCACACGGCGCGCGACUCCGGCGCGCACACUCGCACCGAUGCGCGGCUCCUGGGACGAGUCCACGACGGCGGCGCUGCACGCGCGCAUCCUGGAGGCGCGCGGGCCCGAGCGCGCCGCCGAGCCCGCCUGCUCCGACGCGCCCGCGCCCUUGUCUCUUGCCGCGCUCGAGCUGGCCGCACCGACGCCACUGCUGCCGCUGCCCACGCUCUCCUUCAGCGCCGCGCAGGUGGCCACCGUCUGCGAGACGCUCGAGGAGAGCGGUGAUGUAGAGCGACUCGCGAGGUUCCUCUGGUCUCUACCUGUGGCCCACCCCAACGUUGCUGAGCUGGAACGUUGUGAAGCAGUAUUACGAGCGCGAGCUGUCGUGGCUUUUCACGCCGGUCGCCACCGCGAACUCUACUCGAUCCUUGAACGACAUCGUUUUCAGCGAUCGAGCCAUGCUAAGUUACAAGCAUUGUGGCUGGAAGCUCACUACCAGGAGGCCGAGCGGCUCCGUGGUCGCCCCCUCGGCCCCGUCGACAAGUACCGUGUGCGGAAGAAGUUUCCUUUACCGAGAACAAUUUGGGACGGCGAACAAAAAACACACUGUUUUAAGGAGCGAACGCGAUCACUAUUGAGGGAGUGGUAUCUACAAGAUCCGUACCCGAAUCCGACGAAAAAAAGGGAGCUAGCCGCAGCGACAGGGUUGACGCCGACACAAGUCGGCAACUGGUUCAAGAACCGGCGGCAGCGCGACCGGGCGGCCGCGGCUAAGAACCGCUCCGCUGUGCUCGGCCGCGGCUUCGCGUCCUCCUCCACCUACGACGAGGACUCCGCCGACUCAGAGAUCAACGUCGACGAGGAG